AAAAGUGAGUGUAGCGUAUUGUUCCUGACACAGUUCGUAGAAUCUAUACAGGAACAAUGACGCCUUUUACCCCUCUGGAAGUAAAAUAGAUAAUUUUUAAAAAAUUCACAUCACACUCCUGACAUCUCUCACUCCUGACGCGGUUCGUUGAUGUGAUCAAACGGGAACAAUGACGUGCCUUACCACUCUGGUUCUACUUGUGAUGGUGAACUACUCAUCCACAUACUGGAUAAUUUGGAGAAGUUCACCUCAAACCAACCUUGGACACGAUAUUGAGGCUCCACCCCAAUCUGGUGACUGUUCCGGCCAGCUUACAAAGGUGGAGUGUCGUGCGCUGUACACGAGGCAAACUUUAGAUGAAUUUGACAGUAAAUUUUUCCCGUUUGCUGACAAGAAAUGUACCCUUACUGGAGGUCUGUACUGUGUUGCUGCCUCUUCGAUCCCCUGCCCAGCUGAUUUUGAGAUCAGAUAUUUUUGCAGCGACCAGUCAGGUAUGCUUUCGAAAAUGUGCAGCCGCUAAACACUGAAGAUAGAUUCACUCUCCUGGCUAAGACAGUACAUAGGCCUAGCCUUCACUCACUUGCUGUGAUGACUACGCCAUUUGCCCUAUUCUUCAUGAAUCAUAACAAACAAUAGUUGAA
Molecule: messenger RNA, 641 nt
Organism: Acanthaster planci (crown-of-thorns starfish)
Lineage: Eukaryota; Metazoa; Echinodermata; Asteroidea; Valvatida; Acanthasteridae
Source: RefSeq, a predicted model, not a curated record